UUUCCGUUUUUCGUAGCGAGAAUGCGGUAUUUGGCUAAACAUCUGCAGAUUCCUUCAGUGCUAAUCCUCCUGUGCGGCACAGCGGUUCAGGCACACCCUGUGGGAGUAGUCGUAGGCUUGCGACCCGAGCACUUUGACCCAAUAGUAUCCCUGUAUCAUUCCCAGAAUAAUGCAGGCAAUUACGUUUAUGGUUACGCAACACCUACUAGUACAAAAAGCGAAACCAAAGAUGCCCACGGUGUAACGCACGGCGGAUACUCUUACAUAGAUGGGGACGGUCAUCUUCAAACUGUCCACUACACUGCGGACGCCAUUCACGGCUUUCGAGUUGCAGCCACUAAUCUUCCUCAAGAUCUCCCAGAUGUCGCUCACGCCAAGCUGGAGCAUCAGCGCGCCUACGAGGCUGUCAAAUCCGAUUUGGCUCAAGCCGCUUUAAAAGUUGCUUACUCGAACCCAAUUGCCGUUGCUCAUGGUGACGUUCCCCAGUUGCAACCACAUCAGUUGCUUCCUGAACCGGUCAAAGAUCUCCCCGAGGUUGUAAAAGCUCGCGCUGAGCAUUUGGCCGCCCUGCAGGCUGCGUACGCAGGUCACGCUAGCCUUGCGGUGUUGCCACAGCCUGUCCAAGAUUUGCCCGAAGUGGUGAAAGCCAGGGCCGAACAUUUGGCUACGCUGGAAGCUACUCGAGCUAGGGAUGCAGCUUUACGAUCGGAAAUAAGUUUGAGCCCUAUUCCAGAUCAGCUCACCGGACAUGUUGUUCCGGUGCACACGGGGGAAAGUAACCAACCGCUUCCCGUGGCACCCGUUCCUCAAGCCGCUUACGCACCAGAAUCGUAUGGUUACGAACCUUAUUCAUACGGAUAUAUGAGUCCGUUUGGUGUUAAAUCUGAAUCCCAGUCACCAGACGGAGUAGUGAGAGGUGGUUACUCUUACCUGGACGCGCAUGGAGUCGUUCAAACUGUGAACUACAUCGCCGAUAAAGAUGGAUUUAGGGUAGCAGCAAGCAACCUACCCGUAGACGAGAAUCAUCUCGCAAUACAAAAGGCUGUAGGCGUAACACCCCAAGCACAAGCGGAGGAAAAGAUUCUGGCGCCAACUUUAUAUAAUGCCGAAAUUAAAUACUAGUAACAAAUAUUUUGUAAAUUUAGAGAAUUGUAUUGUAAAUCGUGAAACUUGUAUGCCGUAAAUAUUGAUUUCCCUGUC
Cylas formicarius (sweet potato weevil) is the source of this 1200-nucleotide messenger RNA. RefSeq lists its product as uncharacterized. The transcript has 5 exons. Gene Ontology annotation, molecular function: structural constituent of chitin-based larval cuticle. NCBI's taxonomy places the organism in Eukaryota, Metazoa, Arthropoda, Insecta, Coleoptera, Brentidae. Gene Ontology annotation, cellular component: chitin-based extracellular matrix. Bases 22 to 1122 code for a protein of 366 amino acids. The record is from RefSeq and is a predicted model, not a curated record.